Molecule: messenger RNA, 6589 nt
Organism: Scylla paramamosain (green mud crab)
Lineage: Eukaryota; Metazoa; Arthropoda; Malacostraca; Decapoda; Portunidae
Gene: Pkn
Product: serine/threonine-protein kinase N-like
Exons: 21
Coding region: 364-3846 (1160 amino acids)
Biological process (GO): peptidyl-serine phosphorylation; intracellular signal transduction
Molecular function (GO): small GTPase binding; ATP binding; protein serine/threonine kinase activity
Source: RefSeq, a predicted model, not a curated record
CGCCUCGCCAUCCACCCUUCCUGUCUCCCCCUCCACCAUUGGCUGGUUCUCCCCGCUGCUGCCCCCUCACUCAUCCCUCACAGCCCCAUGUAUUCCCUCUGCCAUGACAGGAUUGUGAGUGAAACGUGAAAUGUAAAGCCGCCACACUAGGCCCACGUGAGUCAGGUGGAGAGCGGGCCUCGCCAGGUGCGCCGCGGCCCUACCUGAGCCUCGCCGCCCGAGUGAUGAGCUAAACUGCCUCGCCUCCUCCUGCACUCGCUCCAAGAUGGCCGAUCAUGGUCAUGUAUAUAUUCAGGUGAGUAGUGUGUGACUCCCCUCUCCCUCUCACUCUCCCACUCACUCCCCACUCACACCCAGAGAGACAUGGGGUUGCCAAUCAUUCAGGAGUUAACACACAAAUAUGGCCUGCCUCCUGAGCUUGGGGAUGUCACCCUGGGCCAGCGGCUGGAAGAACUUCGCGAACACAUUAGAAAAGAGAUACGAAAGGAACUCAAGAUUAAGGAAGGAGCUGAGAAUCUACGGCGCGUCACGACCGACCGGCGGGCCCUGCAGGAUGUUAGUCAUAUGGUAAAGGAGGCGAACAGCAAGUUGUCAACGCUGAAACAGGAGCUGCAGGAGGUAGAUUCUCAGAUUCUCCUCACCCAGGGCCAGGCAGGGGCUCCUCUUGACCAUCACGCCUUCACCACCAAUAUCCUCGGUCUGUGUCACAAAGCAAGACUCAAAAAUAGAGGGAAAAAAGAUCCACCACUGUCCCCGAUGGCCACCGACACGCAAGACAAGUCCCUGGAGCCCAUUUCGAUAUCCUGCGACCAGCGCCUUCUGUCCCUCGAACGACAGCUGGAGAUUGAGCAGAAGGUGAAGGCGGGCGCGGAGAACAUAAUCCAGAUGUACAGCACGGGGCCGAUGCGGGACAAGAAGCUGCUGGCGGAGGCACAACAGAUGCUGGCGGACUCCAAGGCGAAGAUCGAGUAUAUCAAGAUGAGGCGGAUGAAGGCCAAGCAGCACCAGACGGAGAACGGAUUGGACGCGGAGGGUGAUGCGGCCAACAAGUACAACCUGGAGACACCUGUGGAUGUGCGGAUCGAGGAGCUGAUCCACCGCCUACAUGUGGAGUGCCGGUGCAUGGAAGGGGCCAAGAAUGCCGUCCGAAUGCUACAGGCAAAUAAGAUGGCAGCUGAUAAGAAAUAUUUGCAGGAGGCUCAGCAGCGGCUGGACGAGAGCAGUCAUAAGCUGGACCUCAUCCGCCUCUCCCUGGAGCGGCUCCGGGGGGACCUGCCGCCUGGCUCGCUCACGGCGGGACAGGUCAAACGAGAGCUGGAGAACUCCCUCUCCGCCUCCCCGUCCCCCGCGAACUACACCAGUUUGUAUGAUAAGGAAAACUACCCCUCACGUCGCUCUCAAGCCCUCCACAGCAAGGGGGCGGCUGUGACAGGCAAGCUAGAAGUAAGACUCAUUGGGGUGCAGGACCUGCUGGAGGACGUCCCCGGGAGGUCCCGCCGAGACUCCCACUCGGGCCCCUCCGACCUGAAGGCAUUCAUGAAGGGCGUCACGGGGAAGUCCUCCAAAUCCUACUCUGUCAAGGAUGAGAUAUCAAAUGAUGUGAUGGCUGUGCUCAAGCUGGACAACAACAAGGUGGUGGGGCAGACCAGCUGGAAGCCCUGUUCUCAGUCUGCCUGGGACCAGAGGUUUAGCAUUGACCUGGAUAAGUCGCGUGACCUUGAAAUUGACAUCUACUGGAGGGACUGGCGGUCGCUUUGUGCUGUUAAAUUUCUCCGCCUAGAAGAGUUUAUCGAUGAUGUGCGGCAUGGUAUGGCGCUGCAGCUUGAACCGAAGGGCCUGCUGUUUGCUGAGAUCAAAUUCCUCAACCCGAUGAUUUCCCGCAAGCCAAAACUCCAGCGACAGAAGAAGCUAUUCAGGGAGAAGGGGAAAGUUUUGCGGCCGAACCAAAUGAAUAUCAAUGUGGCAGCUUGGGGCAGACUCAUCAAGAACAUUCAGCCCAGCCAUGACCCCCCUCACCACAAUUCCUUCUCUGGCUCCUCCUCCCUCCCCCUCGUGCCCCCCUCCGCCUCUUCUGCAACCCCCAUCACUCCAGGGCCGAGAGCCGUGCCAACCCGCCUGGACUUCGAAUCAGAGAAGACACCGGGGGAGGAGUGUGUGUGCCGCCCCCUGGCCAUGCCCGAGGUGCCUCCAUACACCCCCUCCGCUCCCCCUCUCAUAGACACACCCCCGUCCGUGCCCCCACCCCCUUCCAUCACUCAUGGCACGCCCCACCACCACCACCACAACACCGCGUACCCACCCUACCUCCCCGCCACCACCCUCACCUCCCUCACCACCCUCACCACCCCCUCCUCCACUACCUCCACCUCUGCCUCCACCACCCCUGCCCUCCAUAGUGUGUACCCUGCCCCCCAGAGCCCCACCAUCCACCCUGCACACUCCAUUACUGUUCAGGUAGCGAAGAGACCCACCUCCACCCCGCCACCUCCACCACCCCGCCCACACUCUGGCACCGUCACCAUCACCGUCCCUGCAUCACCUGUGGAGCCUGACAUAAAGAACGCGCUCAAUGAAUUCAACUUUCUGCACGAACGGGAGGUGCUGGAGCGUCAGGAGGCGGAGGAGGAGGAGGGGGAGGAGGAGGAGGAGCGAGGACCUGACCAUGGGGGUGUGGUGGGGGGCGGCGGCCAGCAGGUGGGCGGCGGCGGCAGCAGCAUGGUCGGCGGUGGGAGAACGGACACGGUAGAAGUGGAGGAAGUCCGGCCGAGGAAACUACCUCUGUCUAGAUUCGACCGUGAUAGAGACUCAGCAUACGACACGUUCCGGCCGCCAGCUUACGGAGCAAUGGGGAUGGAACAGUUCCGCCUGAUCUCUGUCCUGGGCCGCGGUCACUUCGGCAAGGUGAUCCUGGGACAGUACAAGAACACUGCGGAGUAUUUUGCCAUCAAGGCGCUCAAGAAGGGGGACAUCAUUGCCAGGGACGAGGUUGAGAGCCUGCUGGCGGAGAAGAGGAUAUUCGAGGUGGCUAAUUCUGUGCGCCAUCCCUUCCUGGUGAACCUCUUUGCCUGCUACCAAACUGAGACACACGUAUGCUUUGUCAUGGAGUACGCGGCGGGCGGCGACCUCAUGAUGCACAUCCACGCUGACGUAUUUGAUGAGCCUCGCGCCGUUUUCUACGCCGCCUGUGUCGUCCUGGGGCUGCAGUACCUCCACGACAACCGCAUCAUCUACCGCGACCUCAAGCUUGACAACCUUCUGCUCGACACGGAAGGGUACGUCAAGAUUGCCGACUUCGGGCUGUGCAAGGAGGGCAUGGGCUACGGUGACAGGACGGGGACCUUCUGUGGGACGCCCGAGUUUCUGGCGCCGGAAGUCCUCACAGAGACCUCCUACACCCGGGCCGUGGACUGGUGGGGCCUUGGCGUCCUAAUCUUUGAAAUGCUGGUCGGGGAGUCGCCGUUCCCAGGAGACGACGAGGAGGAAGUGUUUGACAGCAUAGUGAAUGACGAGGUGAGGUACCCACGUUUCCUGUCCAUUGAAGCAGUGGCCAUCAUGAGGAAGCUUCUGAGGAAACACCCCGACCGCCGCCUGGGUGCCAGCGAGAAGGAUGCGGAAGAUGUGAAGAAACAGCAGUUUUUCCGCAGCGUGUGUUGGGAUGACCUCCUCCAACGCAAGGUUAAGCCGCCCUUCGUCCCCACUGUGACUUCCCCGGAGGACGUGAGCAACUUUGACGAGGAGUUCACCCUGGAGAAGCCUGCCCUGACGCCGCCAAAGGACCCGCGCCACCUCAACGAGUCCGACCAGACACUGUUCAAGGACUUCAACUACAUGGCUGACUGGUGCUGAGCGGCAUGACGCCCCGAGACACACUCAGCGAGGGCUCCCCCGCCCCCUCCCCCUGCUGCCUGCACGCGUCCUGGCAGCCUCGCCGCCACUCCCCGGCUGGCCUGCUUUGUUUGCUCACCCGCGGAAGGCUGGAGUAGGCAGCCUGCGCGGUGACGGCGACGGUGGUGGUGACGGCGAUGGUGAUAGACCGCCCACCCCCCGUCCCCCCGCGCCCCGCCCCGGCCGCCGCCCCGCUGCCCUGCUGUGCGGCGCCCUGCAUCUCUCAGCACCAAGUCAGCGACGACCACCAUGACCACACAACAACAACAACAACAUCAACAAUUACAACAUCAACAACAGGAAUGACCGACGUCAAUGCCUCUAUUUUUCUUCGCUGUGUUUAUAUAUUUUUUUUUUUUUUUUUGCAUUUUUUUUUAUCGUUUAGGUAUCAGUUUUUUUUAAAUUUGCCAGUGUUCUUGUUAUUAGCCCAGACGUCUCCUUAUCAGUGCUGGGAUAACUCACACUCUCACUCACUUCCUCUCUGUUUAUCUCUUCCCUUUCUUUCCACAAAUUGUAUUAAGUGAUCACUUUUAUUUUUUCAUCAACCCAGCCGGCACUUAACACUGGUGGCUGUCUCUCUUUCUCCCUCUCCCUUACCUUCUACCUCUCCUUCUCUCUCUCUCUCUCUCUCUCUCUCUCUCUCUCUCUCUCUCUCUCUCUCUCUCUCUCUCUCUCUCUCUCUCUCUCUCUCUCUCUCUCUCUCUCUCUCUCUCUCUCUCUCUCUCUCUCUCUCUCUCUCGCGCUCUCGCUCUCUCUCGCGCUCUCGCUCUCUCUCGCGCUCUCGCUCUCUCUCGCGCUCUCUCUCUCUCUCUCUCUCUCUCUCUCUCUCUCUCUCUCUCUCUCUCUCUCUCUCUCUCUCUCUCUCUCUCUCUUUCUCUCUGAGCUGUGGUAAUAACCGCCCGCCCGUCCAGAUCACGCAGCCUUUCAUUGUGAUAGCCGUGGCCUUCCCAGUGCUAAACCUCCCAGUGUCUAUAUGGACGCCACAACAACAACUACAACUACAACAACUGAUGUGAUGACUUAACGAACUGUCACCUCAAUGGAACACACACAACCCCCCACCUGUUCUCACCCCAUCUCCUCCUCAUCCCCUUCUCCACCUCACCCCCUUCUCCCUCUCCACUCUUGUUUCCCACUCAUUUUUCUCCCAUUGUUCUUUACUCCUUAUCCCUCUCUUUCUCUCCCACGCCCCUUUUCUCUCACUACCCCUCACUUUUUUUUCCUCCUGUUUCCCUCAAUUGAUAAUACUCAGCCUCCCUCUUCCCCUCCCUCUUCUCGUCCAUUCCUUGUCCAGACUUACUCCUCCCCUUCCCCCAUUCCCCCAUCCCAUCCCUGACUGAAAUACAUGAAACCUUUAUAGAAGUUAUCAAGAGGCAGCUAUGAUACUCUCUCACACACACACACACACACACACACACACACACACACACACACACACACACACACACACACACACACACACACACACACACACACACACACACACACACACACACACACACACACACACACACACACACACACACACACACACACACACACACACACACACACACACACACACACACACACACACACACACACACACACACACACACACACACACACACACAGUCAUUGCCUCGUUCACCCAAAAAUAUGCAAGGAAUUGAACGAUAUAUUGUGGGAUUUAAUUAUUUUUUGUCUCUAUCUUUCCACAUCUCAAUUUUUUAAUAAGAGAUAGAGAUGAAAAAUGCAUCCCAUCACCUUUCCCCUUCCCCUUCCCUUCCCUUCCCUUCCCUCCCAUCCCCUCCCCUCCCCUCCCCUCCCCUCCCCUCCCCUCCUAUGUGCAGCUGUUCCUCUCCCCUCCCUUCCCUUCCCUUUCAUGAAAAUAAAGAAAAAUGAAGAGGAAGAAGAAAAAAGGCAACACUAAAAUAAUUUGAAAACUAUAUCAUUAAUGUGUGUGUGUGUUUGUGUAUGUGUGUGUGUGUGUGUGUGUGUGUGUGUGUGUGUGUGUGUGUGUGUGUGUGUGUGUGUGUGUGUGUGUGUGUGUGUGUGUGUGUGUGUUUCCUUUUUAAACUUUAAAAAUAAAUGCUCGGCUGAUGUAAUAUAUAUGAUAGUUUUUAAAAGGACCGAGUGUUUUGACUACUACUACUACUACUACUACUACUAUUAUUAUUAUUAUUAUUAUUAUUAUUAUUAUUAUUAUUAUUAUUAUUAUUAUUAUUAUUAUUAUUAUUAUUAUUAUUACUUAUGGGCAUAUGUAAGGCCGUUUAAAGGUCAAUUAUUUUACCUGUUGUUACAUUACGAUAAUUUCUAGGUAUUUAUUUGAUUUUUUUUUCAAGUUUAUUUUAUUUUCAUCAUUCAUUAUUAUUAUUAUUAUUAUUAUUAUUAUUAUUAUUAUUAUUAUUAUUAUUAUUAUUAUUAUUAUUAUUAUUACUGUUUUAUAUAAAUGUACAGUGAUGUUUUAAGGACAGCUUUGAUAUGUUAAUUAAUUAAUUAAUAUUAUUACUUACUCCAGUCUAUCUAUCUGUCUAUUUAUCUGUCUUAAUCUAUCUCCAUCUUUGCUUCAAUUAACUUAUUCUCUCAUUUCUCCUUUUUAUCAUGAAGUGUCUGGUUGUAAUUAGUUGUAUUAUUCUCUCUCUCUCUCUCUCUCUCUCUCUCUCUCUCUCUCUCUCUCUCUCUCUCUCUCUCUCUCUCUCUCUCUCUCUCUCUCUCUCUCUCU